GUACAACAGUUUCUUCAAAACGACAAACCCUGCAUCGCAUCGCUUCCUUUUCAGGAUAAAGACACACUAUAACCAUACAUAUCUUGCUUAAACCUCAAAACAAAAAUCAAAGCUUUCGUUUCUUGGUUUGAUUAGUAACUUAACAUUGCUUCAAGAUGAUCAGAAGCACCGCAAGCUCUAGCUCCGCCCGAGGCAUUGCUACCAUAGUCGGCGUGGGUCCCAAGCUAGGUCGUUCCAUCGCCCGCAACUUCGCUCACCAUGGCUACACUGUUGCCAUUCUCGCUCGCGACCUAGGUAGAUUGUCGAGAGUGGCGGAAGAAAUAGCGAGGGAAGAGAAAGCACAGGUGUUUGCGAUACGCGUGGACUGCGCCGAUUCCAAAAGCGUGAGGGAUGCAUUCGAAGGAGUUCAUUCCCUCGGAUUCAUUGAGGUUCUUGUCUAUAAUGCUAAUUACCAACCCCUCUCUCCCAAUCCCACCUCCUUCCAAAACAUCCAUCUCGACACUUUUCAAAAUUCCGUCGCUGUUUCCGCCGUCGGUGCCUUCCACUGCGCUCAACAGGUGUUGACGGGGAUGGUGGAAAGAGGGAAGGGCACGAUCCUUUUCACCGGCUGUUCUGCUUCACUGAAUGGCAUACCUGGAUACUCCCAACUAUGCUGCGGGAAGUUCGCGUUGAGAGCGCUGGCACAAUGCUUGGCAAGGGAAUUUCAACCUCACGGAGUGCACAUAGCACAUGUAAUCAUUGACGGUGUUGUUGCCCCACCCAGUUAUUGUCGGAGAAAAUCAGGUUCGGUUGGGGAUGAAAUAAGCAUAAGCAGUGGAGAGGAUGAGGGCACAGUGGACCCAGACGCCGUGGCUCAAACAUAUUGGCACUUGCACAUUCAGGACCGAACCGCUUGGACCCAAGAAAUUGAUCUGCGUUCCAACACUGCUACAUUCUUCUAGCUUCUUCCUCUUGCAAUAAAUUAUUAAGUAGUUUGCGAUCAAUUUCUGUGAGAUGUGUAGUUUAUUAGUUUGUUCAGUUUACCUCUCUUACCUUUCCCAUUUUCAGUGUUUCAUUUUCCUCCUAGUUGAUAUUUGUAGCUUUGAGAAAAGCUUUUGCUUUUGGCACUGUACUAAACUUUGAUUAUAGUGAUCAUCAGGUAAUCAUCUUUACUGUUA
Vigna radiata var. radiata (mung bean) is the source of this 1157-nucleotide messenger RNA. RefSeq names its product estradiol 17-beta-dehydrogenase 1. The coding region runs from base 156 to 941 and encodes 261 amino acids. NCBI's taxonomy places the organism in Eukaryota, Viridiplantae, Streptophyta, Magnoliopsida, Fabales, Fabaceae. The transcript is spliced from 5 exons. The record is from RefSeq and is a predicted model, not a curated record.